Pestalotiopsis fici W106-1 is the source of this 408-nucleotide messenger RNA. RefSeq names its product 60S ribosomal protein L27-A. Gene Ontology annotation, biological process: translation. Gene Ontology annotation, cellular component: ribosome; cytosolic large ribosomal subunit. Gene Ontology annotation, molecular function: structural constituent of ribosome. The record is from RefSeq and is a predicted model, not a curated record. Lineage: Eukaryota; Fungi; Ascomycota; Sordariomycetes; Amphisphaeriales; Sporocadaceae. The transcript has 3 exons. Bases 1 to 408 code for a protein of 135 amino acids.
AUGAAGUUCCUCAAGGUCGGCAGAGUCGCCAUCAUCACCCGCGGCAGAUACGCCGGUAAGAAGGUUGUCAUCAUCCAGCCCAUCGACUCGGGUAACAAGUCGCACCCUUACGGCCACGCCAUCGUUGCCGGUAUCGAGCGCUACCCUUCCAAGAUCACCCGCCGCAUGUCCAAGACCCGCCAGGAGAAGCGCUCCAAGAUCAAGCCCUUCAUCAAGGUCAUCAACUACAACCACUUGAUGCCCACCCGUUACACCCUGGAGCUUGAGGGUCUCAAGGGUUCCGUCACAAACGACACCUUCAAGGAGGUUACACAGCGGGAGGAUGCCAAGAAGAACGUCAAGAAGGUGCUGGAGGAGCGCUACACCAGCGGCAAGAACAGAUGGUUCUUCACCCCUCUGAAGUUCUAA